AUGGCUCUUUAUGCUAACCCCAGUGAUGUUGCAAUUAUCAAGAAUGAAAAGAAAGCUAGGGAGAAGUAUAGAAUUGCCAAGAAGCAUCUGUGUGCUAUGUUGCAACAAAAAUCAAAGUUCACUUGGCUCAAGUGUGGGGAUGAGAAUACAAAGGUGUUUUACCAGGCCGUUAGAGCUAGAAGAAGCAGGAAUAAGGUGCAUGCUAUUCACAACUGUGCUGGUGAGUGGUUGAAUUCCCAAGAGAAAGUAAACGAAGCUUUUCAUGACUUUUAUAAAGCCUUGUUCACUGAAAUGAAGUGGAUACAACCUGUUUUUGAUUUAUUGUUGAGCAAAGGUCAGAAACUCAGUAAGGAGCAUAUGAGAAUGUUGAACUGCCCCUUUAAUAAAGAUGAUGUUAGACGAGUUAUCUUCAGCAUACAAGAUGACAAAGCACCUGGUGCAGAUGCGGAUGAUGUUGCUGAAGCAGUCCUGGAUUUUUUCAAAAUUGAUCAGCUACUUAGGGUUAUAAAUGUCACUACUCUCACCCUUGUGCCAAAAGUUCAAUGCCCUGCCAAUGUGUCUGAGUUCAGGCCCAUUGUCUGUUGCUCUGUGUUAUAUAAAUGA
Messenger RNA from Beta vulgaris subsp. vulgaris (sugar beet), 603 nucleotides. RefSeq lists its product as uncharacterized. NCBI's taxonomy places the organism in Eukaryota, Viridiplantae, Streptophyta, Magnoliopsida, Caryophyllales, Amaranthaceae. The record is from RefSeq and is a predicted model, not a curated record. Bases 1 to 603 code for a protein of 200 amino acids. The transcript has 2 exons.